This is a messenger RNA of Tarenaya hassleriana, 700 nucleotides long. RefSeq names its product eukaryotic translation initiation factor 1A-like. The record is from RefSeq and is a predicted model, not a curated record. Gene Ontology annotation, cellular component: cytoplasm. Gene Ontology annotation, molecular function: translation initiation factor activity; RNA binding. The transcript has 2 exons. NCBI's taxonomy places the organism in Eukaryota, Viridiplantae, Streptophyta, Magnoliopsida, Brassicales, Cleomaceae. Bases 151 to 588 code for a protein of 145 amino acids. Gene Ontology annotation, biological process: translational initiation.
GAGCUGUGGGGAAAAUUCAGCAGCCGCAGCUACACGGAACAUUCAUACGAUUUCCGUGAGGGAGAGAGAUUUGCGAAUCUAUCGCUUCCAAGCUUGUAGUGAUUUUUCCUGAAUCGUAGAACACGGCCUUGAUCGCUCCUUAACGAAACAAUGCCGAAGAACAAGGGAAAGGGAGGAAAGAACAGGAAGAGAGGAAAGAACGAAGCUGAUGACGAAAAGCGUGAGCUGGUGUUCAAGGAAGACGGGCAGGAAUACGCCCAAGUUCUUCGUAUGCUCGGUAACGGUAGAUGUGAAGCGAUGUGCAUAGACGGAGUGAAACGGCUAUGCCAUAUCCGAGGAAAGAUGCACAAGAAGGUGUGGAUAGCGGCUGGUGACAUCAUACUGGUCGGGCUGAGGGAUUUCCAGGACGACAAAGCUGACGUCAUCCUCAAGUACAUGUCUGAUGAAGCUAGGCUCCUGAAGGCAUACGGCGAGCUUCCGGAUAAUACCCGUCUCAACGAAGGAAUCGUGGGAGAUCUGGAUGAAGAUGACAAUGCCGCUGAUGAUGAUUACGUCGAGUUUGAGGACGAAGAUAUCGAUAGGAUCUAAAGAGGCUUUAAGAUCAGUUUCCAGCUUAUGUAUUUUUCCCCAAUUUUGAGACAUUUGUCUUCAACAUCCGAGUGUUAAUGAUAAUCUCAACCCCAAGUGUUGUUUAAUUGAA